Messenger RNA from Exophiala bonariae, 3375 nucleotides. RefSeq lists its product as uncharacterized. The transcript has a single exon. Bases 1 to 3375 code for a protein of 1124 amino acids. NCBI's taxonomy places the organism in Eukaryota, Fungi, Ascomycota, Eurotiomycetes, Chaetothyriales, Herpotrichiellaceae. Gene Ontology annotation, molecular function: protein binding. The record is from RefSeq and is a predicted model, not a curated record.
AUGGAUCGGCUCUGGGAGUCUAAAACCAAGCUGAUCAAGAGAAUCUCGACAUUCGGAUCCAAAUCAGGAUCGUCUGACAUUUCGGAGCUUGCAUCCUUGAGCAGUGUACAGACUGCUCAAGAUGCUCAUUUCCCAAGCGGCAUCAAGGUCUUCUACGAACCUGAACAUCCUGAUAUCGACAUUAUAUUUGUCCAUGGCUUGACAGGUGAUCGCGAACGGACGUGGACGCAUCCUACCAAUGGUGUUUGCUGGCCUAGAGACAUCUUGCCGCGAAGUCUGCCAGACGCGCGAAUUCUGACCUUUGGAUAUGAUGCCUACGUCGUUCGUGCACGUAAUCACGUGGCAAGCAUUGACAUUGCCCAUCACGCCAAUGAUUUCUUGAAUUGUUUAGCAAAUGAAAGGAUGGACUCAAUAUCCUCUAAGCGCCCUCUUAUUAUCGUGGCUCACAGUCUUGGUGGUAUUCUUUGCAAAGAUGCUUUGAGGCUGGCACAGAGUAAUACUGAAGCACACCUGCGUGCUAUCUUUGACCAUGUCAGGGGGAUAGUAUUCAUUGCAACUCCGCAUGGAGGCAGUUGGCUGGCCAAGUGGGCGAAAACUUCAGCAAACCUACUCGGUGUGGUCAAAGGAGCAGAUGUCAGCCUUCUGUCCCUUCUCGAAAGCAACUCCGAAGUGUUGAAUCGCAUUCACAACGACUUUCUCUCCAUGCUUAUCAGACGACAAGCUGAACAUCGCUCCAUCAAGAUCGCAUGUUUUUAUGAAGUUCUACCACUUCGAGGGCGCAUCAAGAUUGUUGAUAAGGAUUCGGGUACCAUAUCUGGGUUCAACAACGUUUCAAUUCACGCAGACCAUCGAAACAUCGCCAGGUUCAAGAACCAAGACGAUCCUGGCUACAAGCACAUUGUUGGAAGCCUGAAUAUGUGGAUAGAUAAACGCCUCAAUACUUCAAGCAGUGUUGAAACUGAUGGCCUUGUUGAAUCACUGGCAUCGGCUGAUAUGGGAGUACGAUUGGCUGCCAUUGAACCAGCUGAGAGGGGUACAUGUCAAUGGAUCGCAGAUCACCCUUCUUACAAAGACUGGGCAUCGCACCGACGAUUGGAAGAAUCUCAUGGACUUCUCUGGAUCAAAGGCAAGGUAGGCUCUGGGAAGUCGACCAUAAUCAAGCACAUUUUCCAGAACACGCCCGCCGAAGCGUGUCGAGUUGGAUUUUUCUUUAACGCUCGAGGGGGGACAGAAGAAAAGAACUCAUAUGGUCUUUUCAAGGCUCUCCUCCACCAAGUUGUCAUGAACUUUCCACAACUGAGUACCAUUCUCAUUGAAAAAUACAAGCUCAAGAAGCGACAAUCCGGGAAGGCAAAUGUGGUAUGGAGUCUUCCUGAACUUCGUGAACUCCUUCACGACGUAAUUAUGAAUGGAGGCAAGACACCUGUCGAAAUAUUCAUUGAUGCGCUCGAUGAAUGCAAUGAGGAUGAAAUCCGGUCGAUCAUCAAUUUCUUCAGUUGGUGCUCUUCCGAUGCUAUCACCUAUGGCAAGAUACUUCGAAUAUGUUGGUCGAGUCGCCAUUAUCGUCAUGUCAGUGUUGAGCAUCACUUUCAAAUCUUGGUGGAACAGAUGAACUCAGCCGAUAUCAAAUUAUGGGUACAACGGCAUCUUGCCGGAAGCGAUCAUCUACUAGAGCAUUUCGAACAGCAGGUUGUGGCUAAAGCCAACGGAGUGUUCCUUUGGAGCGUACUUGUGGUUGACAAAAUCAAGAAACUCGCCGAUAAGGGGUUUCCAAUCCCGAAGAUUAGCAGGAUGAUCGAUGACAUGCCCACCGAGCUGAAUGAAUUGUAUAGGAACAUUCUGGCGACACUGGAUCCAGAUCUCAAUGAAGAUGGUUUAGCAAUGAUAAGUUGCGUAUUGUUUGCACUGGAACCUUUAGAAGUUGAAUCUCUGAGGGUUAUGAUGGAAUUUAUGGGGAAGAGGUGCCCAAGCACGCUGAAACAUUUCGAAACUCAUAGUGCCGGCGCAGAUAAGUUCAAUUUGUUUGUGACAGAGGUCUCUGGUGGGCUUCUUGAGGUGUUGACCACCGAUUCGGCCCAGCGAGCAAAAUCCAUCGUUCAACCUAUCCACGAAUCGGCUUCGAAGUUUCUCCUGGACGAAGGACUUCGUCAUUUUAUGAAACCCACUGGAGACCAUGAUCUCCGGCAAGUCGCCCACUUGGAGAUAUAUUGUGCGUGUGCACGAAUCUUAUCCACAUUGGAGAUGCGAUGUGUGCUGCUUCGGCCGAAGAGAUUCUUUGCUCAUACUCCCACAUUGGUUGAGGCUGGCCGUACAUGGGUUCAGACCCCGCUCUUGACUUAUGUAAUGAAGUACAUAUUCAAACAUCUGGAAGAAGGAUCUCUCUCUCUUUCGAAUGGAUUUGAAACUGUGCCAAAUACAGAUGGUGAGCUGUUGACAAGAAUUAGUCUGGUCACCACCAUGCGUAAUUGGAUGUCCGUGAAUGCUACAGCAUUCACGAGCAGACAACAGCUGGACCGGCUUGCAGACAAACUAUUAAUGGAGUGGGAAAUGACUGAGCUAGACUUCUGUGCGCUUGAUGACCAUUCAGGGUUGUGUGCUUUGUUAGACCAGGGGGAAGAACCGAAAGAUGAAGAACUUGAUAAGGUGAUCAUUGCUUUAUCCCACCAUGGCCUUGACGAAAAAAUUAUGGGCUACAUCCAAAGGUACCGGAAGACUACCCAGCAGGACCCUUUUGCUAGAUUUUCGGGUGUCGCUCUGGAGUCCGCGAUCAAAGGUCAUCAUUUCUCAACAGCAAAACUCUUGAUUGAGAAUGGUGAGAUCCACCGAGCGGUCCACUUGAUCUUGGCGAUUCAGCAAGAACAAGUGGAAAUUGUGCAGCUGCUCCUACAAAUCGGUGCCAAUGCCAAUCAAUCAGCGAUGGGCAAGAUUCCGCUGGUUGAGGCAAUAUCGGCUGGCAAUAUCGAGGUUGUCAACAUGUUGUUGGAAAACAAUGCGGAGAUUAAUCGCGAAUAUCGCGGGAAUUUCGCGAUCUGCGAAGCCAUCAAUCGUGGAAGAGCGGACAUUGUUCAGACACUCCUUGAUCAUGGGGCAGCAGCAAGUUAUACUGGCUCCAACAAAAUUCCGAUCAAUCAAGCAGUAUACCUGGGAUUUGAGCCCAUUGUUGAUAUCCUCCUCAAACAUGGGGCUUCAGUGGACAUGUAUGAUGAGGAAGACGAGACAGCAUCCAUGAAAGCGAAAAAAAGCGGUCAUGACAGUAUCAUUCAGAAAGUCAAAGCUGCAUCAGUAUUGCAAGAAAAGAGUAAUGUUGGAAAACUCCUUGUAUCUUCGAAAGGACAGAGUAAAGGGCAACACGAGGAUAAUCCAGGAAAGGCAUGA